Messenger RNA from Amoebophrya sp. A25, 14117 nucleotides. Lineage: Eukaryota; Dinophyceae; Syndiniales; Amoebophryaceae. The record is from the annotation of a GenBank genome assembly.
CUCGAGUUCACGAGCUCAAACACUCACGAGCCUCGCCGAUCUCCAGUAGCAAAAGAAGUAGAAAGCAGUUUGAAAGCGAAUCUUCUAUAAGAAGAAGACACAAGCCGCCUCAUGAUUCAUUGGGAAAACCGAGAGCGACGUUGAACGUUCUUCCGCUCAAGCUCGACGCUUUCUUCUUGACUUUUUCCUACCCAACCAAGACCGAAGGUAGCAGGCAACAUGUUUCUCUUAGUUCUUCCGGCUCUCCUUCAAGGUGUUGCAAAGAAUCGCCGGCCAGCGCAACAGAGCACCUCUGUGCUGUCGCUGAUGGUCCUCCUGUUACGCGUCAUAUUUGCCGACGCAGGUAUAGCGCCAUCGCUGUGGACGUCGUCUUCUCUGCCGUUUUUCUGCAUGCCGGCCUCAGCAAGGAAAUGGCAAAACGCAUAUCAUGAAAGCAUUCCCGCAGGUACUCCUAGUGUAGCUUUUUCUUCCUGUAGUUACUUCGUGAGUAUUUUAUACUGUGUCAGAUCCGUUGCCAUUUUUGACUAGACAGGCAAAAAUCCUUACUAUUUUACAUACUAGCUUGGAGCGCCCGAUAACAUCCCUCCCACGAGGAUCCCCCUCCUCCCCAAAAUAAGAAACUAAGCAUGGCAAAGAUGUAAGCGAUACGCGUUUUGGAAAUUUGGAAAGUUUUCCACGUUUUGGCAUCGUUUGAGGAUUGAAUCUCGUGCGUUUGAAGUGCUAAGAUCCCAAAGCUUUUUGAUUUUCAGCCCUUUCCCUGAAUUUCAAUCUCUUCGGUUUGCACUGUUCAAAUUUCAAAAAUUUUCCACAUUUUCUCGCCGUUCUGGGAUUGAAUUUUGUGCGUUUGAAGUGCUAAAGGUCCAAAAUUUUUGAUUUUGAGCCCCUUCCCUGAGCUUCAAUCUCUUGGCUUCGCGUUUUUCAAAUUUCGAAAAUUUUCCACGUUUUCCGUCGUGUUGAGAUUGAACCUCGUGAGUUUGAAGCGCUAAGACCCCAAAACUUUUGACUUUAAGCCCUCUCCCUGAAAUUCAAUCCCGUGGUUUCCUGGGUUCAUGGGUUCAUGGAUUUGGGGAUUGUUUGUCUGUUUUUGUGUCGGAGGUUGUGGGCUUGGAGGUUGAGGCUUCGGAGGGGAAGUGCUUGCAGAGUUUUAUUGCUCUUAGUACUAGCUUGGAGCGUCCGAUAACAUCCCUCCCACUAGGAUCCCCCUCCUCCCCUAAAUAAGAAACUAAGCAAGGCAAAGAUGUAAGCGAUAUGCGUUUUCAAAUUUCGAAAAUUUUCCACGUUUUGCCAUCGUUUGCGGAUUGGGUCUCGUGCGUUUGCAGUCAAGUGCUAAAAUUUCGAAAACUUUCCACGUUUUGCCAUCGUUUGGGGAUUGGGUCUCAUGCGUUUGAAGUCAAGUGCUAAGAUCCCAAAACUUUUCGACUUUAAGGCCUUCCGCUGAAAUUCAACCUCGUUCUUGGAUUUGCAUGCUUCAAAUUUCGAAAAUUCUCCACGUUUUGCUGUCGUUUUGGGAUUGAAUUUUGUGCGUCUGAAGCGCUAAAGCCCCAAGGUUUUUGCCUUUCUUUUCAGCCCUUUCCCUCAAGCGAAUAACCCCAGGCCGCCUCGUCUGCUAUUUUCCUGCUAGUUUCCUGCUAGUUGCCCUCUAAUACCCCACCCGGCGACGAACAGAAAGAGAAACACCGAAAGAGAACACCGACGAAGGAGUCACCAGCGAACAUCGCCAAACACCGAACGAACGGCAGGCCGAAAUGCCUAAGCUCGAGCGCCACCCCCCGCCUGCUCUAGCUCCUCCGAUCAAAGUCUUGAAAACUGUCGCGGGAAGCUUGACCCUAGAGCAACCACAGAAAGCACUAAAACGCAGCUCCCUAAGGUUCCCGCAUAGAGUGUCACUCUCUGCCAAGGGUUGAGAAGAUCACCAGACAAGGGCGACUUCGCUAAGCCGAGGCACAUCAUCGAAGACUUGAAGGAGCUGAGGCACUGAGGCUACUGCGACACACACACACCAAGACUCAGUACCCAAGUCACCGCGAAAAGAUAUAAAGGACCUAGAUCAGAAGACGCAGACUCUAGCCACGACUAGGAGGCCAGCAAGCUCCAGAAACAUUCAUACAAAACUCACCGCCCCCCGCGCAGCCACAUCGUGACGCCUGUAAAGCGCGACGAAGAUAACAAGCCGAGCGAGAGCUUCAAGCCUAUAUGGCAAGACAGCACUAGCCCAAGCAAAGUGCUGGGUCUGUGCGAUAUGUUGCUAGUAUUGUGUUAAAAAAUCUUUCAAAGGUUGCUGUCGUGUGGUGCCUCGGGGUAGUUCUGAUGGCGUUCCGCCAAGAUGUCAGACGCCAUGAAGUUUCUCUACGUUUUUCCAUUCUUAAAAAAGUACUAUCUCGGUGUAGCGCUAGUUAGAUACCGCCAGAGGGAGACGACACCCCGCAGGGGCGCCUCCUUGACGGUCGAAGGGGGGACAUCGCAAGAAGCAUGAGAAUUAUGACGAUACAUCUGAAGACUGCCCAUGAAAGUAGUACAAACGUGAUAAGGAUUCUCUUCAAACAAUAACGGUGGUAAGUAGUUCAUACAUAGAGGGCGGGCUAGCCCCUCACGUAUCACCGGCGCCCCGGAAAGCCCAAGAUCAGCCACAUCUGUGACCCCUCAAAUUGAACUACAUCAAAAAGUAAGGAGACAACACGUGGAAGAAGAAGACACGAAAGCAAGUGGCUCCGUGUGAAAUCUUCCAGGUGGCACGCUUUUCUGCGCGUCUUCUUGGCUGUGCGCCUUGUUUGGCUUAGCCGAAGACGUCAUCAUUAUCGUCUCCCAUGUCCGCCUGCAUUUUCGCGCGGUUGAACUUGUUCUUCACUGCGCGAGCAGCCGUCUCAUCACCUUCCGAAAGAAGAAACUCGACGCCACGAGUGUACUGCAAGAGCGUCUCCACCAUGUCACUACCUGGUAGUUUUUUUGCAUCAGAUGAAAAAGGGAACAUAAGACAAACCCUAGCAAAGAAAGACGAAACGUCACCGACUUACUUAAAGCACGCACAGAAGUCUACCCAUCAGAUAAGAACUUAGCACCAUUAUCAGCAUCGGAGGCCUGCUUCAAACGCGGGACCAGCUUCGCCAGUUCUGGCUCGGAUAGCUUCUUCUCGCGGCAAAUCCAGAUCAUCAACUUCUUCACCAUGUCAUCUGCGCCCUUGUUCACCCAAAUGGAGCGGUAAACAUCAUAGACGACCGCGUCAUCUGUGAGGAGGUCCUGCGUCAGGCGCUUGGUAUCAUCCUGACAGCCACCACGCGUCCAGUUGACAUUCGAAAAGUCCUUGAUCUCACCACAGGCAACCUUCUCGAGAAUGGAAGCCAGCUCCGCAUUCUUAACGUGGCAGAUAGCGCGCAGCUCAUCGAUGUCAGACUGCAAAGCCUUUCCCCCGAAGUCCACCAAAUUCGGAAGGACGUCAAACCUGGCGAUAGUUUUGGUUGAAGUGCGUAUCUGCAAAAAAAUGGUCACGGACGAUAGAUGUGAAAAAGCUGGGUCACGAAUGAAGAUAAGAAUCCCGAAGCGAAUCCAACCACUAAACAAGAAGCAAAAUCUGCGAUGAGUAGACUCUGAAAAAAAUGACCGCUGCGAAGUACUCUCCCACUCUGAAAAAAAUGACCACGGCGAAGUGAUGCUGCCCAAGUAUGAAAAAAACUAAAAGCAUUACACUGUCCAGUCAAGCUGCUUCUUGUUGCGGAUCUUCGCAAACGCUUCGGUGCGGAUGUCGCAAAAAAGCUGCACGGUAGGGACGUCCAUGAACUCCAUCUCCUUCGUGGUGCGAGUGAACGGCUGACCAGUCAACGUAGCCUCAACCAUUUCCAUGACCGACGGGAGCAGCUUCUUGUCCUUCAUGGUCUGACCAAACACACGCCAGAAGCGACACAUGUCCUUGGCACCAGCGCGCUGAGACUUGAGAGCACGUUCUAGCUCCGCCGAAUCACGAUCGAACUCCGAGUCUUCGAGGAAGCGCGACAAGGCCUGUGCAAGUGGUAAGAGGGAACGAGUCAAGAACAAAAAAGCAGCUACUGCUUACUCAAAAGCGAUCCCACCCAAAAAGCAAAAAAAUCAGUGGAGGUGAAGAAAAUAUAAAAAGACAACACCAGAACAGCGGAAGAACCCAAAAACACAAAGUGAAAAGAGUGCCAAAAUCACUCGGAGAUCAUCAGCAAGUCCCUCAGCUCAGUGUCUCUCUCUAAAAUUUGCACAACAAAAGAAGACAGAAGUACCGCCUCAGUGCGAUGCUCCCACUGCGCAUCUUCGAGCAGGCGCUCGAUCUUCUUGGUCUGGUGGGAAAACGUCGAGAUCUCCGCCUGCUUCAAAACAUCGAAGCACUCCUGCAACUCCUCAAGGGACAUGGUGGGGCUGGUAUCCAUCUCAGAACCGCCGCCAGAAAGUUCCGCCCCUUUAAGGGCCUGCUCAGGUUCACCAUCAAGACCCAUCGGGUCGUCACCGUUCAGCUCAUCAUUCUCAGUGAAGGCGGUGGUCGUGGAGUUCCCCUUUCCAGGAGCAGCCAGCAACUUCAUAUCUUCGACCAUCUUGGAAGCCUUGAGCAAGUUGGGGCCAGUCGACUUGAAAACAGCCUUGUACCUGGGAGGUUCAUGCAGUAGAAACAUAGAGAGAUGAAAAAAAAAGGCCCGCCUUCGAAUAAGACAGAAUCACUUGAAAGAAUGAUGUCCCAGGCCUAUUCAAAAAGCAAAGUCACACGAAAGAAAUUGCUAUAAGGAAAAGAAACAAGAGAAAAAGAAAGCACCUGUUGACAAAUUCCACGGCCGUCCCCUUAGACUCGGCGUCGAACUUCUUCUUCAAAGAAUCGCUCACCCAAUCCGCAAGAACUUGAUACGGCUGCUCGAGCUGGGGCGCGCCUGUGCAUGAGAGAAAAGUAGCGAUAAAAAAAAUCGGCCAUCUUUGGACGAAGAAAAGAAGCUGCCACGACUCGAUAGUAUGGAAAGUGAUAAGUUUAGAAAAAAUGACCGCGGUCAUUUUUAACGAUCAUCCGAGAAUCUACCUGCCAAAACUGAAGAAGAGGAGAUGCUAGAAGAGAAACAACAACGACAGCACAACUUUAGUGACAUGCCAUUGCUAGAGUCUAGUAGUAGAAGAACUACCAAAGAUCGACAACUGAUCGCGCGCAGCUUCAACACACUCCGCGAUGUUCGACAAAUGAAGAAGCUCCGGCUUCUUUCCACGCAGGUGCUUCUGCAGAGCACACAUCUCGGCGUCGUUCAAUGGCCAACGCAUCUCCUCCGACUCCUUGUUGCCAAUCUGAAUUUCCCCCGCAGCCAAUGAUGAGGCUUUCUUGGCUUCCGUCUUCUUAGCCAACUGCUCCUUGAAAGCAGCGUCAGACAUGUCAAGAAGCGAAGACAACGGAGUGACAGCGAACCCAGUAGAAGAAGAAGUUGUAGUAAUGGCGCUAGUACUUGUAGAAGAUGACGACGCGACCUGCGGAGGCUUGGGCAUGCCCCCCAACAAAGAGGCGACCCCCUUCUCCUGCUCCUUGCGAUGGUCAUCACACAACUGACCCAGAGCACAGCUUUCAUCAACCGGAGAGAAUCCGCCAAAGCUACUACGGCUGCCACCUAGUCCAAACCCAAAAGAAGAAGAUGUAAACGCUGGCUUAGCUGCUUCAUCAACAACCAUCUUGACCGGGCGAGUGGCAUAGCCAUGCAUUGAGAUGGCACUACCAUGCGCAUAGAGGAAGUUGCUGAUGGUGUCCAACUUCUGUCGGGCGCUUUCCUUGCGGUUCAGGCGCUUGUGGAGCAGUGCGCGGCACUCUUGGCGACGGACGGUGUUGCAGUGUUCGUUGAUCUUGUCCAAGAUGAAACGCCACUGAAGCUGCGGGAUGUGCGGGUUGAUGGUGGUCGAGCCCUUCUUCUUAUGCUGCUCGGCGAGGAGGGAGGCGACGUACUCCGCCGCGUUCUGGAAGCCACCAGACUCGUCAUCGGCUGUGCUGCCUGGCUUCUUCCCGAAAGCCGGCAAGCCAGUGAGGAAGUCGCCGUAGGUGCACUGCCACUUGUCGUUGCGGUGCUUCGAUUUCAGCUUCUGCAUAGCAUCCUCCUUCUGCGCCUCGAUGUCUUCGAGGUUGACCGGCUCCCUCUUGCGGUUGCGCUUUGCGGGCUGCGCGUCCUUCUUGAAGUCGAUCUCGUCCUGGCUGGCCACCAGGCCAGGGCGCGUUUCUGUGAGAGGUUUUGAUUGAGUUUUGAAAAAUGACCGCGGUCAUUUUUUGACUAAGAUGAGAGAGAAAGGAUGACUUAGCAGUUUGACACGGUGGCCAUUUUUUUCGAAAAGUUGCCGAAUUCAAAUGAUGGAAAAAGCAUCAAAAAAUCGAGACUAGACAGCUACUACACUCCAGCAAGAGCCCCCGGGUCACGUUUUUCAGCCUCUAUUAUUGGCUCUAAUUUUGGUUCCAAUUAAGUGCUAUUUGAAAAACCUCCUUAGAAACCGAGCCCCGAGGUAAAACUUAGAACCAAAAAUAGAAGCGUAAAAAACAUGACCAGGCGCAGAGUGUCGGUGUAGAAAUAGAACCUCAAAACCCUAUACAAAACAACACCACGUUGAUCGCCUUGCUUUUCGAUUUCGGUUUCGGCUGGGCGGAGUUAGCAUCUUCUUUUCCCGGCGGCGGCGCCACGACGUUGUUGCUGGUACUAGCUGCGGGAGCCUGCUUCUGAUGUUCCUGCUGCGCCGGCGCCUCACUCUUGUUUUCAUCGAGCAGCUUGUCCAUAGUACCAGCAGGAGGAGCCUUUGGCUGAGCCGCCGACUUAGCAGCAGCAGGCUUUCUACCCGUUUUCUUCUUAGGGGCGGCGCCACCUGUAGCGCCAGGCGUCUCGUCGACGUUCUCGCCUUGAGUUCCGGGCACAGGCGGCGGGCUCAUUUUGGAGCUAGCGCCACCAGUCUCGCAACCGUCUGCACCAGGAGCACUCAUCUUGGACUGCGACAUGAUUGCUCACCACUAUGGGUCGUCUUGCUGUUAGAGUGUCUGUUUAUUUAGCGGGCAGAAGUCUUUCAGUAAUAGACUAGCAGAAGAGAGAUGAGAGGAACGUCAUGUGAUUACAUAAAAGCAUUACGAUACUGAGAAAGCGGCCAUGCUUAUUCUUUUAGCGAAGUGCGACCUUCUAGAGGAUCCGCGAGCCUGAUCGUGAAUGUUUACACUGCGCGCUACUUACGAACGCGACCGCAACCACAGGUAGAAGCAGAUCAUGAGAAAGCGCAUGGAGAUCGCAAGAGAGCCGCAACGAGCUUACGCGCCAAGACAAGCAGAUCACACCCGAGCCGAAAGAACACAAAAGUAAAUCAGGGCAGCCGCAAAGAAAUCCACAACGAAGGCAAGAUCAGGCUACUUUGGCCCCAAACUUGAAAGAUGGCCAGUGCAUUUCGGUGGACCCUACUAACAACUUGAAAAAAUGACCAGCACACUACGACGGAUAUAGCUACUAUUUCAAAAAUACUCCAUCAGGCUCUUCUGUCCAUCAAAGUCGCACUUCGCUAUGUUCAAAAGUUUUUCAUAAAAUCCAUGCCUGGGGUGGUGGUUCCAGUAGUUUCCUCGCGCCUUUAGAUUGUUGAUGACGUCAUCCAAGAGUCCCGCCAGAGCCUCUGCCCAGUCAGCAUGCACCCCCCGGGUAUAGAGCGACUGCCGUCGUUGCUCAGAGUUCGUCAUCGUCGCCCCACGGCUUAAUAAAAACCGCAGCGCGCGCACCACAACAGCGGCAGCCUUGCGCGCCUUCUCCAUUCCUCCAUACAAUUCGACAGCGAAGUCUUUACUACUAUGCUUCUUGCCUAAAAGGAGCAGCUCCCGCAGUCGCUUGAGGCCAUCAUCAUCCGCAAGAGUUACACGCACAACAUCCACAACGGUCCCCACGUUCCUCGCUGUCCACUCGCCUCCCCGUGGAAUGAACUCAAAAGGCUCAGACUCCUCAUCCUGCAUGAAAUUCUCAAGCAUGACACGCGCACCAGCCUCGAUCCUCCUCCUCUUCCCAGCAACGUUCGCUGGCGCAUCAAACUGCUGUCGUGGCGGCUGUGCGACUUGACGCGCAGGUCCUGCCGCUGGAGGACGUGGAAUCGCAGGCGCUGGACGCGCUGGCGGAGGUCCUUCACGUGCGGCCUGGUCCUUUCGCUUCACUCUAGUGGUGGCGCCACGUAUCGCGCAUACGACUGCCGAGUCCCUCAAGAAGAUGGGACGAAGCGUCUCACGCACCUGCAAAAGCAUGCCAACAUCCGUAACAGCAUCCGGAGGCACGAAGAACACCUGACCGGGCGGCAACUUGCUGAGCUCCGCCGCUGCUGGUUUUUUUGCAAGAACGCUGAGUCCUGUUUCCAUACCACUAGAGACGCAGCUCAAACGCAAGCCAGCUAUUCGCAAAGGAGUUAAAAAAAUCGACGCAACCCGCCACGCGCGUAUUCUUGUUGUCUCGUCAGCAGUCACCUCGAAGACGAGCAACACACCACCAACGAUCUUGCUCCGCCCAUCGUUUUUGGCUCUGCGAACCAACUCAGCGAGCGAGCCAUCCAACUCCGAAGGCAGAAACGGCGGCAACGGGUGCGAGACUAAGACGCGCGGCACUGUCGCUGGAGUGGAAGACUUCUGAUGCAACUCCUUGUAGUCGUUCUCCAGCUCCUUGCGUGUUCUUUUGUUGUUGAAGAAGUGAUAGACCUGGUCAUCUGUUAAAAGAGAAUCGACAUUCACUGUAUUCGCCAGACAGAACGUCUUUAGGUGUCGGCCCAUUUUUUCGUCCCGCUUGACCACCUUCCUGUCGCUGUCCUUCAGGCGGCUCAUCAGCUUCUGAUACAAGGCGACCUUGUGGAGUUCCGCUUUCUCCUUGAGCUCUUGGUAGUGCUCGUCUGUGACAUCCCGCCAGUCGUUCUCCAUCCAGUCCUCUACUAGAAGCCGCUGGCCCUUCGCGUCGGUAAUCCCCUUCUUCGAUUUUUCUUGUACAAACAUGCUUGUUGCUUUGACUUUUGCGACACGGUGGUAGAUGUCCGCAAUCUGCUUUUCCGCUGUGCAAGAAGUUGCAGCCCCUGCACGUGGUGCGCCAAAAUCCAUCUCACUACUAAAGUCCGCGUCGUCGAUCUUAUUCAGCUGCUUGUGCAGUUUGAGCAUCACAAAAGUAUUCACAUGCUGAUGCAUUAAAGAGUUCCGCCUACUAACAUCAGCGCCAUUCUUGUGCAGCCGCUCGCAAUAGAUGAUGCCAAUUGCGAUGGAGCGCAUGACGUGAAGGUACCCACUGAGUCGACGCAUGUUCUCACUGAGGACACCUGGAAGAAGUUGCGAGAGUUUUUUUAUCUUUUUGGAGAAGCUUGCAUCCAGGUCAGCGUCUGGCGCGUCGCGCACUCUCCGGACAAACUCAGCAGCAUCCUCACACUCCAACACAGCACACCACGGCCAAGAGUCCAGCUUUGUGAAGGCGUUCGUUUGCAGAUGUGUGAAGGCGCCAUCAAAUGAUAACCGGCUGGCCCGCGCGUCCUCCGUUCUACAAUGAGUUGAAAAGCGGGUGGCACUUUGCGGAACUGUUGAUCGCCACUCCUGUGUUGCGAUGGCUUCAACUGUCAGGCGCGACGCUUCCAGGCGCGUAAUCGUUGGAGUCUUCAGAAUCAUCCUCCUUGCUUUGCACAACACCUGCAGCCCCAAGGCAAUCUGCCAGCAAUGUUGAGUGAACUUAUCCACAUCCAGCUUCGGACUCUGCAGUGCCGCCCGCAAGAGCAUCUUCUUGUUUGCUUUCUUGAGUGCCAGACUCGCACACGCGGGCCACAAGCCAAGCAAGUUCAGCAAGCAGUACCUCGCAAUCGGUUCGACACUAUCACCGAACCGCCCAAAGUUCACCUUCGCCGGAGCCUACAACUCGAAGAGUCUUUCUUUCGCCUUGUUCUUAGUCGCACAACUGUGCAGAGAACCACCGCGGAAGAAGAUGGGGCUCUUUUUCAGUUCAUCGACGAGCUCCUGCUUCCAAUCCUGCGAGAGGAAGUCAAUGAGCUCCGCGUACUCCGCUCGGUCUUGCUCGUUCAUCACUGCCGCCUGAAAGUGCGUGUCUACGAAGAGCGGGAUGAACUCCCUCACCACCAUGAUGCUCCCGCUCGCGCUCCUGCAUAUGCCUGAGAAGCCUUUCUCCUCAGCCUCCCCCGAAAUGAUGAAAGAGGUCCCAGCUUUAAUCCCCAGGUGCCACUCGUGCGGGGUGCAGCGUGAUGGCACGUAGAGAUCUAACAGCCCAUCCAAGCGGUCAGCUGCAGUCGGUAGAGGUGGGUCGCCAUGUGCUCCAUGUAGAUGCUGACGCAGAGGGACUAGGGACGCUCCAUCUCCUGCUGCAUGACUCAACGUCAUCACACCCUCAACCGGAAUUGCAGCGCCCCGCAUGAGAUUCCGCAAAGACGGCGCCACCUUCAACACCUGCCCCAUCACCUGGUCUGCCGACUUCCCGACGUUCAUCAUGACAAGCGGCUGCAAGGUGAAGUACUUAUCUAUUAUACCCCGAGGGUCUCCCGCAUCAUAGCGCCCCACUGCUCUCACCACCAGCAGAGUGCUGCAAGAAGUUGGCACUUUCGUAGUGUUGUCGAUGGUGGUCAUGUCCGUCUCAUCCCACUCCACGUGAGAGAAGUAGCACACCCUACUUGAGUUGCUGCCUUCACGACGCAAGAACUUGGGGAUCGUCUCCGCCUGAUGUAGCAGGAGGAGUUUACAGAACAAAUGCCGAUAGCAUUCCAGCUGCGCUCCAACACUGUAGUCAUCAAACUCACCAGGGACGUUCCGCGCCCAGAUGCCAGUCGCGGCAAACCUCGCAUAUUUGACCAAAAAUUUCAAAUACGCGCCGGUUGCUCGAAGAGGUGCCCGAGGAAGCAACACCAUGUCGCGGAAACCACAGACCGGAAGCUCAGCACCAAAAAAGUCGAUCUUCGGAGCACCCUCGCGCAUGACGUUGCCCAGAGGGCCAGACAUGUUUUUGGCUCGGGUUUUCCUCUCAGAUGCUCUCACACUCAGCCCGAGGGCGCAAAUCCUAAUAAUCUAGCACAGCCAAGAGCCGCGGGCUAGCCUAUAGAUGUAAGCACCUAACGCAUACGCACAUAACUACUUAGAGCUAUAGAUCUAAGUACUGAGCUAGUGCUGCCCUGCCUCAAGUGUGACUCAUGCAGCUUUAACUGCAACCCCCCCACACAGCUGGCGCAAAAGCUUUGCACAUGAACACACUCACCAUCCCCCACAACAUACGAAGCGACAUUGGCUCCCAUGAGCAAACAGAAGCAAAAAAGAGAAAAAUUAGAAAAGAAUUAGAAUAGAUUCCAGCCCGGCCGCAUUCGCUUGAUUUCCCUGGGAUUCAGUUUCUUGGAUUUGCGUUUUUCAAAUUUCGAAAAUUUUCGACGUUUUGCCGUCGUUUUGGGGUUGAAUUCUGUGCGUUUGAAGUGCUAAAGUCCCAAAGUUUUUGAUUUUAAGCCUUUUCCCUGAGAUUCAAUCUCUUGGCUUCGCGUUUUUCCAAUUUCAACAAUUUUCCACGUUUUUCGUCGUUUUGGGAGUGAAUCCCGUGAGUUUGAAGUGCUAAGAUCCCAAAAUUUUUGAUUUUGGGCCCUUUCUCUGAAAUUUAAUGCCUUGGCUUCGCGUUUUUCAAAUUUCGAAAAUUUUCCACAUUUUGUCGUCGUUUUGAGAUUGAGCCUCGUGCGUUUGAAGCGUUGAGAUCCCAAAAUUUUUGAUUUUUAGCCCUUUCCCUGAGAUUCAGUCGCUUGGCUCCGCGUUUUUCAAAUUUCGAAAGUUUUCUACCUUUUUCGUCAUUUUGCGAGUGACUCCGUUGACUUUGAAAGGCUAAGAUCCCAAAAUUUUUGAUUUUAAGCCCUUUCUUUGAAAUUUAAUUCCUUGGCUUCGCGUUUUCAAAUUUCGAAAAUUUUCCACGUUUUGUCGUCGUUUUGAGAACGAGUCUCGUGAGUUUGGAGCGUUAAGAUCCUAAAGCUUUUGACUUUAAGCCCUUUCCCCCGAAAUUCACUUCCGUUGCUUCAUGGUUUCGUGGUUUCUUGGUUUCAUGGUUUCGCUUCGUGGUUUCCUGGUCUCGUGGGUUCCUGGGUUCCUGGGUUCAUGGGUUUGGGGUUUGUUUGUUUUUGUGUCGGAGGUUUUGGGUUCGGGUGUUGGAGGUUUUGGGUUUGGGUGUUGGAGGUUGAGGCUUCCGAAGGGAAGUGCUUGCAAAGUUUUAUUGCUCUUAAUAUUAGUUUUAGCCAUUGUCUUACUGUUGGUCAAGAUCGUAAUCCUUGAAAUGUCACAAAGAUCAGAAGGAUAAAGAUCAACGAAAUGACCAAGAUCGCCAGGCAAAAGGUUACCGGAGCACCAUCCAAACGCCCGACGGGUUUACCGUCGCGCGGGUGUCUCUGGCUUCUCCUCCCUCUCUCGUUUGUGGCUCAAGCCUUCCAACACAGUCAAGGACAAAACGCAACAGGAAAGGCCCCAAAGAUAACCUACAGACCUAAAUGCAUAUGGUUCCAGAAUCAAUGAUCAACAGGCAAAGGACCUUCAACGUAUUCAGAUAGCAGAAAUGUCGAAUGUUCAUAGCUGUAAUCAGGUUCAUAACGUCUCGCCAGUUCUGAUCAGUGAUUCGAUGUAGGGCGAUCGAGUGCGUCAAUGAUGAUAGCAUAGGCGUUCUCACAUGAAGCAUCAUGAUGUCCCAAUGAAGAAGCUGAGACUUCCUCCUUGCGACCCCAAUGAAUAUCCACAGGGAUCAAAGCAGCCAGAGGCCGUUAGUCUCAGGCUGUGAGUGCAAUCGUGCGAUCUGUAUCGAGCUCAAGUGCUUCUUACCGAGAAACUAGGCGCGACUUAGAAGUCUGUGUUCGAAUGGUCCAGCGCUUACAUUAUAACAUUAUAUGCAGAGGCCAGUCCAUCUCUACCGACCCUGAAAAGCUACAGGCUAUCAAUCGGAUGAGAAUGAGGUCGAUCACACAAGACCUGACGAUGAUGACGGAUUGGACGACAAUAGCAAAGAAGACAAAGGCGACGCCAGCCAUCUGACGCCGAGUUUCAUAGUCAGUGGCACUGGCGGAAAGUCGUCUGGUACGCAAGCAGCAAAACCAGAGGAGAAGGCCGACGCUAAUGCACUUCUAGCAGCUAAUAGAAAGAGGGCCAAAGAAGUAGAACAAGAGCUAACUGAAGUGCGAAAACAAAUAAAGGAUAUGGAGCCCCAUGAAAAUGAUACGGAUGCAUCAAAAGAAGCAGCUCAACUAGUAAGUGAAUAUCUUCCACUAGAGGAAGAGCAGCUACAGGGAGAGUUAACCACGUUGCGGAAUGAGGAACGGGAGCUACAGGCAAAGCUGCUUACGAACCUAUUAGCAGUGGAUUCGGCAUCGACCCCAGGCACCUCUGUGAAAAUCAUGAGCCCUGCUGCUUCUGUUGAAGAAUUCAACCAGCCACCUCUUCGGGGUCCUCAUUAUCGCAUACGAUUCGUCCGCACUCCAUCUUCUACAUUGCAGCAAGAGGUCGAGAAGCUCGACGAUAAUUUGGUUUUGGGAAUGUGCCGCCACAACUACAAGGGCUUUGAGAUGGAGAAAGCGAUGAAGUUGCCGCGGAAGCAUCUUGCAGGCACAGACUCCCCGAUCAUCGAGAACGUAGACCAGCUCCGUCAAAACUUCCCUGAUACUUCAUCAUCACAAAUGUUUGGACAAGAAAUAGAACCAGAUGAUUACAGUAGUACUGCAAACGUGCGAGAUGUCACGGUAGGAAGAAUCGUCAGUUGCGGUGGCAGCUUUUUUGAUACGCUGGACGAAAUGAAUUUGAAAUUGAAUAGUUGCGAGACAUGGCGUCCUAGAAAUUUUGAUAAUGUGGAGGUGGAGAAGAUAUCUGUAGAAGCUACGCGGGAGAAGGUGAAAUCCGCAAUCGCUGAUGCUCUGUCGAGAUACGGCAGGCUUCGCUUUCAGAUGGAAUGUCAAGCUCAAGCCGAUAAUACGCAGGACCGUAGAGGAGAAUCGUUUAAAACUUAUCGAUUCAUGCUAAUAGACGUCGAGUGGAAUUGAGCCUGGUGAUGGCGAUCAAGGAAGCCUCCGACCGUUGUGAUAGAAAAAGGUCGAAGGAGGGAAGUUGGGUACGAAGGGUCUUAGGAGAAGUGACUCUGAAACAAGACGUUGAAACUUUUGAUGAACAAUAGUGAUACAAAUAAAAA